Knipowitschia caucasica is the source of this 651-nucleotide messenger RNA. NCBI's taxonomy places the organism in Eukaryota, Metazoa, Chordata, Actinopteri, Gobiiformes, Gobiidae. The record is from the annotation of a GenBank genome assembly.
AUGGAGGAGGUGAUGGACGAAGUGGUGGAGGAGGAGGUGAUAGAGGAAGUGGUGGAGGAGGAGGUGAUGGACGAAGUGGUGGAGGAGGAGGUGAUGGAGGAGGUGAUGGAGGAAGUGGUGGAGGAGGAGGUGAUGGAGGAGGUGAUGGAGGAAGUGGUGGAGGAGGUGAUGGAGGAGGUGAAGGAGCAAGUGGUGGAGGAGGAGGUGAUGGAGGAAGUGGUGGAGGAGGAGGUGAUGGAGGAGGUGAUGGAGGAAGUGGUGGAGGAGGAGGUGAUGGAGGAAGUGGUGGAGGAGGAGGUGAAGAAGGAGGUGAUGGAGGAAGUGGUGGAGGAGGAGGUGAUGGAGGAGGAGGUGAUGGAGGAUGUGAUGGAGGAUGUGAUGGAGGAGGUGAAGGAGGAGGUGCUGGAAGAGGUGAUGGAGGAGGUGAUGGAGGAGGUGCUGGAAGAGGUGAUGGAGGAGGUAGAGGAGGUGAUGGAGGAGGUGAUGGAAAAGGUAAUGGAGGAGGUGGUGGAGGAGGUGAUGGAGGAGGUGAUGGAGGAGGCGGAGGAGGUGGAAGAGGAGGUGAUGGAGGAGGUGGAGGAGGAGGUGAAGAUGGACUCGAUGUCUUGCGUCUGUCGGUGUGCCCCGGGGCAGCUGUGGCUUCAGAAGUAG